AUGAGCGAGCGAGAGCCAGGCGUGCAGCUGCCGCCACUUUCGCAUCGCACUUCUGAUCGUCACAAUACCUCUAUAUUCCUUGGCAAGGAUGAGGAACGCUGGGCGAAGUUUCUUGGCGAAUCGUCUGGGGCGCCGUGCAAGUUCGUGCAGAGCGCCUACACGUUGUUGCCGUUUAAACGCUCCGACAAUGCGAGGGGUUUGCACAAGUAUGCAAGUGAACUCGAUCUGCAAGCCAAGGAUAAUAGAUUGGGAUUUGAUCUGCCAAAGGCGAAGCGUACUGAAAGUUACGAUAUCCUGUCGAAUACUUCAUCAAGGCGCGGGGAACCAUGGCCCAUGCAGCAGCCAUCAGGACGCCGUCAAGACCAGUCCAUGUUAACAAAGUCAUCGACCCUGAUAUCACCGGAUGCUUUCUCGCCGCCGCUCAGGUCGCCACUCGUGCUAUCGACAACGCCGAGCAAGUUGGAUGCGACGUCGCCAUCGAAGCUCGAAGAGGCCCUGACUACAGCUUUGGCGGAACAGACUCACGUCAGCGCUACCCCUUCGGUGGCCUCAGAGAUUAUCGGUGAAGAGCAGGAAGCAGACUUGCCGCAGGCUUUGACGGUGAAUAUUCCGAAGAUACCGCAAUACCCAUCAACGCUUGGGCCAACCGUGCAAACUCGGCGUUACCGGCGUUCGCGCCUGCUGCGCUCGGCGCAAAAGGAUCGUAUACCGACCCCACGCAGUGGCUCGCCUGAACCCCUGGGUAUGGCGAGCACGGGCCCCAAUAUCCCGCUGUACGGCAACCUGGACAUCUUGACGCUGAGGCCACGGCGUACAAUCGAGGACGUGGAAGGCACGCUGUAUGACGAGGAUGGCCCAUUCCGUGAAGGUGAGAUGAGCGAUAGUCUCAGUGUGCGUCUGUUCUAUGCGCCCGGGAAAGAGGGGAAGCCCGGCAUGAGCUACCUCAUCACGACGCCUGACAACCGUGUGUUCUCAGCAGCCAAGCGGCGGCGCUGGGCCAUGGAUGAGCGCGGUCACUUUUAUGCUGCUAUGGAAAUCAAAAGUGUUGAGUCGAAGCUGCGCCAUGCCUACAAUGACUUGGUCGACCCUGUGUAUGCGCGUGAGUACGAGAAUGAUCUACGCAAGUACUACGAAGAUGAUAUCCUGGAUGAGUUGCAAAAGGCCGAGACGCUGACACCGGGUCAGAGCGUCGUUAUGCCGCAUGUGCUGCGCACGGAAGACGGAAAAAUCAUACGACUCGAGGAAGACUUCCCUGAAGAGGCGUUUUUUGCGAUCGCCGGGUGCCACGACGACGAGCUCUAUCCCGUGGUGCUGCGCGUGUUUGUGGAUGCAAUCCGCCUACUAUGGCGCAUGCACUCACAUGGCUGGAUGCAUGGCGAUAUCAAGCUCGAGAACCUUAUGUUCAACGAAGAUGCCCAACUGUACAUGAUUGAUUUUGAGAAUGCAUCGCCCUUCCGCGGCACACGGCAGCACGACGGGAUGAUCCAGCUUCUCAGCUACGACUGGACGCCUCCUGAGCUUGAGGUAAGCCCUCUUGGGCGUCGUAUGGGCCCCUCCGGCGACCUUUGGGCGCUGGGUGCGAACCUCAUUCGUGCGUUUGCGCUACGAGACGGUGUCACCGAUAAUGCAGUGCGCGAGAUGCUCAUGGGUGAGGGGAUGGACACUUUUUUUGCAUUCCGACGACGGCUGCUUCAAACGAGCGAGUUAGAGCCAGGCGCGCCACCUGUGGCGUAUGGUGUGAACCUUGGCCCUCUGUUGCGCGUCGCGGAUGAAGAACAAGGCCCCUUGCAUCUGAAGCCGGCGCGCGUGCUGCGCCUGUUUGCACAAAAGGGACCCUUGCUCCUGCAGUACGUGCUGGCACACAGCAUUGCACCGACUCCCGCAGAGCGGAACGAAAAGUUGGGUAUGCUGCUGGCCGAACAGCUCUUGCAGGCGCCCGAGAAUGAGGCGCUGUGGCAGACGGUGUCCAAGGCUCUUGACACGUCCAUCAAGCUUAGUGGUAGUUCUUGGGUGCGCCCCAAGCUGGAUGAGGCUCGCCGCAUUCUUGAAUUGGACCAAGAUGAUUAUGAUAAAUAG
This is a messenger RNA of Malassezia sympodialis ATCC 42132, 2076 nucleotides long. RefSeq lists its product as uncharacterized. Gene Ontology annotation, biological process: protein phosphorylation. The record is from RefSeq and is a predicted model, not a curated record. Lineage: Eukaryota; Fungi; Basidiomycota; Malasseziomycetes; Malasseziales; Malasseziaceae. Gene Ontology annotation, molecular function: protein kinase activity; ATP binding.